Messenger RNA from Ceutorhynchus assimilis (cabbage seed weevil), 2024 nucleotides. The record is from the annotation of a GenBank genome assembly. NCBI's taxonomy places the organism in Eukaryota, Metazoa, Arthropoda, Insecta, Coleoptera, Curculionidae.
AUGAUUUCUGGUGAGGGAUACAUGUUGAAUGUUUCCAGGAAUGGAAUACUCGAUGUUAGAAAUGUAUGUAACAUAAUAGAUUUUGCUUCAUCUCAAAGAUUGGAUGGAGUUGAUAGAUGGUGCUUUAUAUUUACGCUGCUCAUCGUAGCCAUAGCAAUAUCCACUGUUCAAGCAGGAAUUGUUGGACAUCCUGGACCAGGAUCAUUUGGACAUGCUGGGUUAGCUUACGCCGGUAUCGGGCCCCGUUAUGGAGGAAUCGGAGGACCCGUUGCAUAUGCGACUGGCGAUCAUGGACAUGAUGUUGAUUACUACGCACAUCCAAAAUAUUCAUACAACUACGGUGUAGCUGACGGACUCACUGGGGACAGCAAAACUCAAUCAGAGUACAGAGAUGGCGAUGUAGUCAAGGGAUCAUAUUCGGUGUCAGAACCAGACGGAUCCAUUCGUGUUGUAGAAUAUACCUCAGAUGACGUGCAUGGCUUUAACGCAGUUGUAAAGAAAAUUGGCCCAAGCUAUCAUCCUGCAAAAGUAGCUGCUCCAACUAUCCUAGCGCCAGCAGCUGCACAUGGAUAUUCUGGUCCUUACGGGCAUGGAAUUUUAGGAGGCCACGUUACUUAUUACUACAACAUAAAUUCAAACCUAUCUGUCCAAAAUUUUUCAAAAAAUAUAUUUUUCCAGAUAAUAUUUUCAUUGGCUCUAGUAGCUCACAUCUAUGCUGGGUUAGUUGCCAUUCCCGAUCCACAUCAUCAGCACCACCAUAAACAUGAAUCAGAGGAAGUGGAUUACUAUUCGCCGCCAAAAUAUGCUUUUAAAUAUGGAGUAUCAGAUCCACAUACAGGGGACCACAAGAGUCAAACAGAGAUUCGCGACGGUGAAGUUGUGAAGGGCCAAUAUUCACUUGUCGAGCCUGAUGGUUCAAUAAGAACUGUUAGUUAUGUUGCAGAUCCAGUACAUGGUUUCAAUGCCGUUGUAUCUAAAAGCGGUCCCAAUGUUCACGUGGAGCCCGAACAACAUUUAGCUCAAGAAGAAGUACAUCAUUCCCCUGUUGCACCAGCAUAUGGAAAUCAAGUACUAGGAACCUACGUGAAACCAAUCGUAUCUGAUGUGAAAGCAGUACCGGUGGCGCCAGCUGUUGUGCAACAGUACCAAAAACCAGUAAUAAAAUACACUUCUGCUAUAGGUUAUCCCAAAUCAACAGCAGGCUAUUACGGCGACUACGACACAGCUUACGCUUAUCCCGAUACUUAUGAAGCUCAUGACUACUACGGGGAUAUCCAUGGCCGGUAUCAAAUUAGCUAGAGUGGAUAAUUUGUCUGACUUCAUAAAAAAAAAACACCAUACCAAAAUAUAUUUUAGCUAUAUAUCUAAUUAUUGUUAUCUAGUUGGCUAACUAAAAGUUAGUAGUCUCUGUUGUAUCAGGUAUACUUAGCCAAUAGGUACUAUCUUGAUACAUCACGCAUUACUUUUAUCAGUAUUUCAUAUUAAUAUUUGUUUUGUUUGAAAAAUUAUCUGUUUGUUAAAAAAAUGAUCUUCAAUAUUAUUAUUAUAUUAAAGUUAUAAAUACAUAGUUUAAUAGGUACUAGAUUGGAUAUAUUAUGCAUAUGCAAUGCUUGCAGAAAUAUACUCCCCAUAUUAUAGCGAAUUUUGUUUUCUCAUCACAUUUUGAGUCUCGAAUUGAGAAUGAUUCACAUUAUAGAUUUCAAAUUAACUAAUAUUAACAAACUUGUUCUAAAUUAUGCAUUUCCUAAUGAUCAGAUGUUCAAAGAUUCAAAGAAAGAACAACUGCAUGAAAAAAAAAACCCAUAAGGAAAUUAACGUAGGUAUAUGCUUUUCUGCAACAAUGUAUAUUCAGGCAUUCUUAUAGGUAUUAUAUUGGAAUUUUGUUUUGUUUUGAAUAAAUAUUUAUAAUGAAUAAUUAUUUCACUAAAAAAAUUGAGAGCCGUCUCGGUUAUUUCAUGUGCUAGGGUGUUGAGACUUGCGCACGCACAAUGACCCCAACUAAAAAAAAACAAACAAAAUUUGGC